Molecule: messenger RNA, 2900 nt
Organism: Ostrinia nubilalis (European corn borer)
Lineage: Eukaryota; Metazoa; Arthropoda; Insecta; Lepidoptera; Crambidae
Gene: Itgbn
Product: integrin beta-nu
Exons: 13
Coding region: 162-2600 (812 amino acids)
Biological process (GO): integrin-mediated signaling pathway; cell-matrix adhesion; cell migration
Cellular component (GO): focal adhesion; integrin complex; cell surface
Molecular function (GO): integrin binding
Source: RefSeq, a predicted model, not a curated record
CGGCCGCGGCGAGACGUCGGCGCGCGGGCCGCGUCGCGAGCCCUUACUCCUUAUCACUGUUAUCAGCCCUUAUCAGCGCAUCGCGAAACCGAUCGCGCAAACACUCGAUACACCGUGCAAAUACUCGUAUACUCGUAACUCGCCAACGGACGCCGUUGAUCAUGUUCCCGAAUUAUGUGUUGUGUUUUGUGUCGUUUGUUCUUGUGUUUGAAUACGCGAACGGUCAAGCCGAACAACAGCUGCUCAAAAAGCUAGCGUGCAUCGAGCACGAGGAAUGCGGCGCGUGCCUCUCCGCCGCGCCGCACUGCCGCUGGUGCGCGGACCCCUACUACAGCUCCGCGGUGCCGAGGUGCAAUGAUGAUGAGAGCUUAGUGCAAAGUGGCUGCAGCCAAGGUCUGAUCCAAAGGCCUGCACCGCCGGUGUGGGAGGUGGUGUCAAACAGCUCGCUACAAGACGUGCUCCCGGACUCUCUUGAGAAUGUGGUGCAGAUUCAGCCCCAGAAGAUGAGGAUCUCUUUAAAACCACGUGAGACGACAAAGUUGUCGUUUUCGUUUCGUCCAGCAAAGAACUACCCCCUGGACUUGUACUACCUGAUGGACCUGACGUGGUCCAUGAAGGACGACAAAGAGACUCUGUUGACCCUAGGCGAUGCCCUCUCUGUUACGCUGAAAAAUCUGACUGAUAACUUUAGGUUAGGCUUCGGCAGCUUCGCGGACAAGCCCCUGAUGCCAUUCAUCAGCAUGGAUGCCAAGAGGCGCGCCAACCCGUGCGCCAUGGAAGAGCACCAGUGCGAGGCCACCUACAACUACAGGCACCAUCUGUCGCUCACAGACCAGGUCCAAGAAUUCAUCAAGAAAGUGAACACCAGUGCAGUGACGGCCAACCUGGACAACGCUGAAGGUCAGCUAGAUGCGUUGGUGCAGGCCAUCGCUUGCGGAGACAGGAUUGGCUGGUCCACACGCAGUAGGAAGAUCGUGAUACUGCUGACCGAUGGCUCGAUACACACAGCUGGCGAUGGGAAACUUGCUGGUGCAGCGAGGAAAAACGAUGGAGAAUGUCAUUUAGAUGACGAUGGUUACUACGCAGACUCUGUUAUAUACGACUAUCCUUCUAUAGAACAAGUCUACAGACUUUUAGAUAAGCACAAGGUCAACGUUAUUUUUGCGGUAACCGACAGCGUUAAGUCAUACUACGAUAAUCUACAUCAACUUUUGGAGGACUUCACUUACGUCGCCAAAUUGGAAAGCGACAGUUCGAAUAUACUGAAGCUGGUGAAAAUGGGUUACGAAGAUAUCGUCAGUGUGGUAGACUUUGAAGAUGACUCUAGUUCAGGACCUGUGAAGGUACAUUACUUCACGGAUUGUGGAGUGAUUGGCGGCUCAAUGAUGGAAACCACUCGGUGUACUGGAGUCGAGUAUGGAAUGACGUUAAAUUAUGAAGCUCACUUAAGCUUGGAUUCCUGUCCGGAAUAUAAGAAGAUGACCCAAACAAUCCGCAUAGCAGAAAGCCAGCUAGGCCAGGACGCCCUCACGAUAGAGGUGGAACUGCAGUGCGGCUGUGACUGCGAGGGUGACCUCGUCAAAGACAUGGGCCUGAACUGUCCCAUCAACUCGCAUCUGGUUUGCGGGGUGUGCCAGUGCAAUAAGGGAUGGUCAGGUCCACAAUGUGACUGUUCCAUCGAAGACGAAGAGGCAUCGGCAGCGUUAGUGGCGCAGUGCCGCGAGCCGAACGCAACUCGCUCGCUCGUGUGCUCAGGCGCAGGAGAAUGCUUGUGCGGCAAGUGCGACUGCGAUCCUGGGUUCAACGGCCGCUUCUGUCACUGUAAGGCGUGCGAGAGGAGCAAAGAGAAUGGCGUCGAGUGCGGAGGCGUAGGGCGCGGCACGUGCAUCUGCGGGCAAUGCGCUUGCGCCGAGGGCUGGGGCGGCGCCGCGUGCGACUGCCCCGACCGCACUGACUCCUGUGUCUCGCCUGCUAGCGACCUCAUCUGCUCGGGGCACGGGGAGUGCGUCUGUGGCAAAUGUCAGUGCUCAGCUCGCAAGGACGAAGACGGCAUCAAAUACACAGGAGCGUUCUGCGAGACUUGCGCCACGUGCGAGAACCCUCUCUGCGUGACCGCCGAGCCGUGUGUGGCCUGCCACCUCAAUAGUAGCUGCUUGGACGUCUGCUCCAUCGGCUCUGUCAACUACACAGUUACUGAGAGGCUCAAUGAGCAAGAGUUACUAACAUCCGGCGAGAUCUCAUGCAUCCUCCGCCGGGACAAAGACAGUCAAGAGUGCGAGUACAAGUACACCUACACCGCCGCGACCAGUUCCAUGGUUGCCAUGGAGAUCGUCAUCAGAUCCGUGGAGUGCUACCAGCCCACCAGUGCCCGGCUCAUGACGAGUGCUUUAGUCAUCAUGGCCUGCGUCGUAGCUGCAGGAUUAGUCGUCAUUUUAGUAAUAAAAAGUGGACAGAUUGUAUCGGAUAGGAGAGCGUACGCGAAAUUUGUGAAAGAAGCCCAGGAGAGCAGGAAGAAUAUGCAAGAACUGAACCCGUUGUACAUUUCGCCGAUCUCAGAGUUCAAGAUGCCCGAAGCAUAUAAUAGGGAGAAGAAUGAUUGAGUUCAACUUAUUUUGACUAUAUGUAGUUACACUGUUGAACUGUUUUGUUCAAUUGUUUGAAAGUUUCAUGAUGCCCUUUUAAUAAUAGCAACUAAGAAAGAUUCGUAAUUGACGAGACUUGCUUGUAUGAUGUUCAAUUGUGCCAUUAAUUUAGAAACGAGCUGUCCAUAGCAACACGUUAUUAAAGUGCCCACUCAUGCGCUGAUCUAUGCAGCUUGAUAAUUCUGCAUAAUUAAAUCUUACACAUUUACAACUCUCUUCUAAUAUUGUUGUUAAAUAAACAUUCUGAUUGUCCCUGCA